AUGGCCGACAUCACCGACCAGCACGACCAGACGUCGCCGACCGACCUCGACGAGUCGCACUCGGUCGGCAAUGGCAACGCCGCCGCCGAGAGCCGCGGCAUCAAGCGCCAGCGGCCCUCUGCCGCCGACGACGACGAUGAUGACGACGAGAAGGGCGGCCGCGAGCGCCGCAAGAUUGAGAUCAAGUUCAUCAGCGACAAGUCUCGCCGGCACAUUACCUUUUCGAAGCGCAAGGCCGGCAUCAUGAAGAAGGCAUACGAAUUGUCCGUUUUGACCGGCACGCAGGUCCUGCUCCUGGUCGUCUCCGAGACUGGCCUCGUCUACACCUUCACGACACCCAAGCUUCAACCGCUCGUCACUAAGGCUGAGGGCAAGAACUUGAUUCAGGCGUGUCUGAACGCUCCCGAGCCGACGCAGGGCAACGAAAACGGUGUCGACGGCGGUGAUCAGGUCGAGUCCCCCGAGGAGUCAGCCGGGCAGCACAUCCCCCCUCAGGGCAGCCGCCCCGGAAUGCCCCAGAACCCGCACAUGCCCGGCAACUACAUGCCCAGCAUGCCCUUGGAUCCCCAGCAGGCGCUCGCGUACCAGAACUAUGUACAGCAGCAGCGCAGCCAAGGGUACGGGUCCGGAAUGCCGCCGCAGGCUGGGAUGCCACCCAGCAGCCACCAUCAGUCAUAA
Purpureocillium lilacinum is the source of this 678-nucleotide messenger RNA. RefSeq names its product transcription factor of the MADS box. Gene Ontology annotation, biological process: positive regulation of transcription by RNA polymerase II. Gene Ontology annotation, molecular function: DNA-binding transcription factor activity, RNA polymerase II-specific; protein dimerization activity; RNA polymerase II cis-regulatory region sequence-specific DNA binding. Lineage: Eukaryota; Fungi; Ascomycota; Sordariomycetes; Hypocreales; Ophiocordycipitaceae. The record is from RefSeq and is a predicted model, not a curated record.